Messenger RNA from Dipodomys ordii (Ord's kangaroo rat), 2325 nucleotides. It is a transcript of the gene Gpm6b, whose product is annotated as glycoprotein M6B. Gene Ontology annotation, biological process: axon development; central nervous system myelination. Gene Ontology annotation, molecular function: structural constituent of myelin sheath. Lineage: Eukaryota; Metazoa; Chordata; Mammalia; Rodentia; Heteromyidae. Gene Ontology annotation, cellular component: plasma membrane; myelin sheath. The coding region runs from base 305 to 1222 and encodes 305 amino acids. The record is from RefSeq and is a predicted model, not a curated record. The transcript is spliced from 8 exons.
GCGCCUUGAGAGUCGAGUCUGGGCACAGAGGGGUACAGAAUGGCUGUUUUAUAACUGGGAUCCUCUGUGACGUAUUGCUGCCGGCUCCUUGGCACCUAUCUCUAUGGAACAGUAGGCAGAACGAGAUUGACGCUGACAAGACUUUUACAUCUUGGAAGGGGCUGUAAUCUACUGUAGUGAAGAACAGAGCCUCUCAAUCAGGCGGUGUAAAUACGAGACCGAGGGGAGUCCAAAAGAAAAGGAAGAGGAGGGGAAAAAAGUGUGUGUUGGGAGAAAGCAAGGAAAAGCAUUUUUGGUGGAUGGUAUGAAGCCAGCCAUGGAAACUGCAGCCGAGGAAAAUGCUGAACAAAGCCAAGAGAGAAAAGUGAACAGCAGAGCUGAAAUGGAAAUUGGCAGGUACCACUGGAUGUACCCAGGCUCAAAGAACCACCAGUACCGUCCCGUGCCAACCCUGGGGGACAGGGCUGGCCCCUUGAGCAGUCCAGGCUGCUUCGAAUGCUGCAUCAAGUGUCUGGGAGGAGUCCCCUAUGCCUCCCUGGUGGCCACCAUCUUGUGCUUCUCUGGAGUCGCCUUGUUCUGCGGCUGUGGGCAUGUGGCUCUUGCCGGCACCGUGGCAAUUCUCGAGCAACAUUUCUCCACCAACACCAGUGACCAUGCCCUGCUGAGCGAAGUGAUACAACUGAUGCAGUAUGUCAUCUAUGGGAUUGCAUCCUUUUUCUUCUUGUAUGGCAUUAUUCUCUUGGCAGAAGGUUUUUAUACCACAAGCGCAGUAAAAGAGCUGCAUGGUGAAUUUAAAACAACUGCUUGUGGCCGAUGCAUCAGUGGAAUGUUCGUUUUCCUCACCUAUGUGCUUGGAGUGGCCUGGCUGGGUGUGUUUGGUUUCUCAGCAGUGCCCGUGUUUAUGUUCUAUAACAUAUGGUCAACUUGCGAAGUCAUCAAGUCACCACAGACCAAUGGGACCACCGGUGUGGAGCAAAUUUGUGUGGAUGUUCGACAAUAUGGUAUCAUCCCUUGGAAUGCUUUCCCAGGAAAAAUAUGUGGCUCGGCUCUGGAGAACAUCUGUAACACAAAUGAGUUCUAUAUGUCCUACCACCUGUUCAUUGUGGCCUGUGCUGGAGCUGGUGCCACCGUUAUUGCCCUGCUGAUCUACAUGAUGGCUACCACAUAUAACUAUGCGGUUUUGAAGUUUAAGAGUCGGGAAGAUUGCUGCACUAAGUUUUAAAUUGCAUAAGGCCAAUAAGGAGCUUUAGCGAGCUCUCCUCUAUAGCAUGAAUAUCACUGACCCCUCCAGACUAAAACAGUCUAGGUUUUCUGCAGUGUGGUUACAGUAAUGUGUAAAUAGCUUCAGUUAACUCCUUUUGCACGGUAGAAUAAUAUUACUUACUGUACAUGAAUUAUGAGCACAAGAUCUGGCUAUUUCCACAUUUUGAAAAGGAUUCAGUUAUUUACUGACAUUGGUGCGCAUCCUUUGAGAAAUAAUUUUCUUGAACUUUGAGCAGUAUCUCCAAGGGAAGUAUUAAUGCUUUGGCAUACCUGCAUUUUCCGUUAGUUCUUGCUUGCUUGACAACUGGCUUUAAUGAUGAAAAGGAAAACAAAGUGCUGAAGAGAAAAAUGGAAGAGAACUGUUUUAAUGUGGAUUGCAUUUUGUCAGACUCUCUUUCUAGGAAAUAGUUCACAAAUGAGACUUUUCAGUUUGAUUUAAAACAAUUAUGAUCACGAUUCACUACUAAAUAAAUAUCCCCUCAAAUAAACUAGAUAUGAAGAAAAAGAAGGGUAUCAUCCCUGAUUUCCUUUAGAACCCACAAGUUGGUAACUUUAAGUUGUGUUUUGGUGAGUAGUAACUGUUUUUUAUCAUAGUGAGUUCUCAAAUUGCAUGUAUGAAUUAAACGGCAAGAGAAAUUGGGCCCGGAUCUGAAGGUGUCUGCUAUGUGGAGAAGGAAGUAUGAAAUGGAAAGAAAUUGAGAUAUAGAUUUAUUUUGCAGGGGGAAAAAAAAGAAAAUAAAUGGGGAAGAAGUGUGCCACAUCCACUGUAAAAGAAAUAAGGAGUUUUACAUUGUGUGAACUGAAAUGACAGUUACAAAAUGAAAAAUGUAGUUUCACAACUACAAAUAUGUUAAUGGAGUCUAUGCAUGCUUUGCUUAGUUCUUCAUUUCAGUUUUGACAUUCGUUUAAUUUUUUUCUAUGUUAACUAUGUGGUUUUAUAAUUAUUUACACAAAAUAAAUAUUGUUCACAGUUUCAGGCCUUUGGGGAAAUUGGUUUUUAUCCACAGGUGGACAAGGUCUUUGUACUACAUUUAUUUACAAUAAAACACAGUGUGUUUCUGA